GUUCCUGACGCACAAGGUUGCUGCCUGUGAGGACAAGGUUCCUGGCGGUGAGGACAACGUCUCUGGCGCUGAGAACAAGGUUCCUGGCGCUGAGGACAAGGUUCCUGACGCUGAGGACAAGAUUCCUGACGCUGAGGACAAGGUUCCUGGCGGUGAGGACGAGGUUCCUGGCUGGGGACAACGUUCCUGGCGGUGAGGACAAGGUUCCUGACGCUGAGGACAAGGUUCCUGACGCUGAGGACAAGGUUCCUGACGCUGAGGACAAGGUUCCUGACGCUGAGGACAAGGUUGCUGGCUGUGAGGACAAGGUUCCUGGCGGUGAGAACAACGUCUCUGGCCCUGAGAACAUGGUUCCUGGCGCUGAGGACAAGGUUCCCGACGCUGAGGACAAGGUUCCUGCCGCUGAGGACAAGGUUCGUGGCGGUGAGGACAAGGUUCCUGGCGCUGAGGACAAGGUUCCUGACGCUGAGGACAAGGUUCCUGACGCUGAGGACAAGGUUCGUGACGCUGAGGACAAGGCUCCUGGCGCUGAGGACAAGGUUCCUGGCGCUGAGGACAAGGUUCCUGGCGGUGAGGACAACGUCUCUGGCGCUGAGAACAAGAUUCCUGGCGCUGAGGACAAGGUUCCUGACGCUGAGGACAAGGUUCCUGACGCUUAG
This is a messenger RNA of Paramuricea clavata, 659 nucleotides long. The record is from the annotation of a GenBank genome assembly. NCBI's taxonomy places the organism in Eukaryota, Metazoa, Cnidaria, Anthozoa, Malacalcyonacea, Plexauridae.